AUGAGGCGCGGCGAGCGGCGGGGCCUCGGCGCCGCCCUGGGCAAGGCUGCCCUGGAGGAACAACAGCCGCCGCAACAGCCCCCAGUGCCCAACGGCGGCGGCCCCGCCGCGGAGCGGCCCACGCCGCCCGGCGCUGAGAGGGACAGCCCCGGCCUGCGCCGUAGCACCGAGUCCGAGGUGUACGACGACGGUACCAACACCUUCUUCUGGAGAGCUCAUACCCUAACAGUCUUGUUCAUCCUCACCUGUGCACUGGGCUACGUCACCUUGCUGGAAGAAACCCCUCAAGACACAGCCUACAACACAAAGAGAGGUAUUGUUGCCAGUAUUUUGGUUUUCCUCUGUUUUGGAGUUACACAGGCUAAAGAUGGACCAUUUUCAAGACCUCAUCCAGCUUACUGGAGGUUCUGGCUGUGUGUCAGCGUUGUGUAUGAGCUCUUCCUCAUCUUCAUACUCUUUCAGACCGUGCAGGAUGGCAGACAGUUCAUGAAGUACAUUGACCCACACCUGGGGGUGCCUUUGCCAGAAAGAGACUAUGGGGGCAACUGUCUUAUUUAUGACCCUGGCAAUGCCACUGAUCCCUUCCACAACGUCUGGGACAAGCUGGAUGGCUUUGUUCCUGCUCACUUCUUUGGCUGGUACCUGAAGACGCUGAUGAUUCGAGACUGGUGGAUGUGUAUGAUCAUCAGUGUGAUGUUUGAGUUCCUGGAGUACAGCCUGGAGCACCAGCUCCCCAACUUCAGUGAAUGCUGGUGGGAUCACUGGAUAAUGGAUGUGAUCUUAUGCAAUGGAUUAGGAAUUUACUGUGGGAUGAAGACUCUGUCUUGGCUUUCUCUGAAAACUUACAAAUGGCAAGGACUCUGGAACAUUCCUACCUACAAGGGGAAGAUGAAGAGAAUUGUCUUCCAGUUCACCCCAUACAGCUGGGUCAAGUUUGAGUGGAAGCCAGCCUCCAGCUUACGCAGAUGGCUUGCAGUUUGUGGCAUCAUCUUUGUCUUUCUCCUGGCAGAGCUGAACACCUUUUACUUGAAGUUUGUGCUGUGGAUGCCCCCCGAGCACUACCUGGUGCUGCUGCGUCUCGUCUUCUUCGUCAACGUGGGAGGGGUGGCCAUGAGGGAGAUCUACGACUUCAUGGAUGACCCGAAGUUCCACAAGAAGCUGGGCCAGCAGGCCUGGCUGGUUGCUGCUAUUACUGCCACCGAGUUCCUGAUCGUGGUGAAGUACGACCCCCACACCCUGACUCUCUCCCUUCCCUUCUACAUCACCCAGUGCUGGAUCCUGGGGAUCAUCCUGCUGCUCACCUGGACAGCCUGGCGCUUCUUCAUCCGGGACAUCACUCUGCGGUACAAGGAGAUCAGGAGGCAGAAGCAGGAGCACAGGCAGGAGAAGGACAAAUGCCUGAGCAAUGGAGAUGGACACUCCUCAGUGCUGCAGGAACAGACUGGGAGCAAACUGAGGGAGAGGAAGCUCUGAACGCCAGACAGAAGGCUGGAAGGAACUUGUAGU
Indicator indicator is the source of this 1506-nucleotide messenger RNA. It is a transcript of the gene PTDSS2, whose product is annotated as phosphatidylserine synthase 2. The transcript has 12 exons. The coding region runs from base 1 to 1473 and encodes 490 amino acids. Lineage: Eukaryota; Metazoa; Chordata; Aves; Piciformes; Indicatoridae. The record is from RefSeq and is a predicted model, not a curated record. Gene Ontology annotation, molecular function: L-serine-phosphatidylethanolamine phosphatidyltransferase activity. Gene Ontology annotation, biological process: phosphatidylserine biosynthetic process.